Molecule: messenger RNA, 6041 nt
Organism: Scophthalmus maximus (turbot)
Lineage: Eukaryota; Metazoa; Chordata; Actinopteri; Pleuronectiformes; Scophthalmidae
Gene: abl1
Product: c-abl oncogene 1, non-receptor tyrosine kinase
Exons: 12
Coding region: 867-4229 (1120 amino acids)
Biological process (GO): protein phosphorylation; regulation of apoptotic process
Molecular function (GO): ATP binding; protein binding; non-membrane spanning protein tyrosine kinase activity
Source: RefSeq, a predicted model, not a curated record
ACCCACAUAUUUCUGUAAACCACCUUGCGCACGAAGUAUGGCGGCCCCGGCCACACAGCCACCACUCGGCCGAAGUUUACCGCUCCGACUUCCCCGCGAGCGCCAUGAGUAAGUGCGCGGGCCGAGGGGUCGCAAACGAAGAGCUCGGCGCCCGUGAGCGGCGGAGCGGACCCGCGGGGCGAGACGUGGCGCCGUCGCCGGCGGAGGUUCCUCGACUUCUCCUUCGCCUCCCCGACUGAAGUGCCUCUGGUCCGGGUACCACAGGGGAAGAGGCUCCGCAAGACGAGACGAGUGGACGCGGAAGUUUGAAACUAACUGAUUCUGUGCGGCUUGGCGGCGGCGGCGGCGGCGGUGGGGGAGAGAAGCCGAGUUGCCAAAGUAUUAGAACCGUGGAAUGUUUUUGUUUGCGACGCAUUACAAGUGCACUUGUCCGACUUUUGAACACCAGCGUGUUCUCCGGAGGGACCGCGGCGGGCGGCCAACUGUUGACUGCUCGCUGCGCGUUUAGAGGCUCCGGCGCUGCCUCACCAUCGGCUAACGUCGGCUAGCCUCCAUGGCUACCUCCAGCGGCAGCAGCCCCCGGGUCGCCAGCGCACCCAGCGACACGAGUGGUUCCCUCGGACGUAUUUCCUUGAAAUGUCUUCAUUUGACCCGUGAAGCACUCAGGUUCCAUUAAUGCACGAUAAACAGAGACAUACCGGAGUAAUACGGAUCUGCAUCGGUGACCCACAUCACCCGUACCUCAGGAGAGGACAGACUGAGUCAGGGAAAGGGGCUCCCCUCCCCGCCCGGGGGGCCAACUGUUGGACGGUGAGCAACUGAGUCCGGCUUGGAGAGUCCCGGCUGUGGCCUGGCACUCUGCCCUUAUGGGGCAGCAGCCGGGGAAGUUUGUAGGGGACCAGAGGAGACCCAGUCUGCCGGCCUUCAUAAAGGGCGGGAGGAGAGAAUCGUCACGCCAUGGGACCCAGCCCUGUAAUGUCUUCACUGUUCACGAAGCUCUCCAAAGACCAGACUUUGAGGGCCAGGGUCUGACAGAAGCGGCCCGUUGGAACUCCAAAGAGAACCUGUUAGCUGGACCCAGCGAGAAUGACCCCAACCUGUUUGUGGCGCUCUACGACUUUGUGGCCAGUGGCGACAACACGCUCAGCAUUACCAAAGGAGAGAAGCUGCGUGUGCUGGGUUACAACCACAAUGGCGAGUGGUGCGAGGCGCAGACCAAGAAUGGCCAGGGCUGGGUGCCGUCCAACUACAUCACACCGGUCAACAGCCUGGAGAAGCACAGCUGGUACCACGGACCUGUGUCGCGCAACGCUGCAGAGUACCUGCUCAGCUCGGGCAUCAAUGGAAGCUUUCUGGUCCGCGAGAGCGAGAGCAGCCCCGGCCAAAGGUCUAUAUCGCUGCGGUACGAGGGGAGAGUCUACCAUUACAGGAUUAACACUGCGUCUGAUGGCAAGCUGUACGUCUCGUCUGAGAGCCGCUUCAACACACUGGCGGAGCUGGUGCACCACCACUCCACGGUGGCCGACGGCCUCAUCACCACGCUGCACUACCCGGCGCCGAAGCGCAACAAGCCCACGAUCUACGGCGUGUCGCCCAACUACGACAAGUGGGAGAUGGAGCGCACCGACAUCACCAUGAAGCACAAGCUGGGCGGGGGCCAGUACGGGGAGGUGUAUGAGGGCGUCUGGAAGAAGUACAACCUCACCGUGGCGGUCAAGACACUAAAGGAGGAUACGAUGGAGGUUGAGGAGUUCCUCAAGGAGGCCGCUGUUAUGAAAGAGAUCAAACACCCCAAUCUGGUGCAAUUGUUAGGCGUGUGCACACGGGAGCCGCCGUUCUACAUCAUCACAGAGUUCAUGACCCAUGGUAACUUGCUAGAUUACCUGCGGGAGUGCAACCGAGAGGAGGUCAACGCCGUGGUGCUGCUCCACAUGGCCACGCAGAUCUCCUCCGCCAUGGAGUACCUGGAGAAAAAAAACUUCAUACACAGAGACUUGGCUGCCCGCAACUGUCUGGUCGGGGAGAACCACCUGGUGAAGGUCGCAGACUUCGGCCUGAGCAGGUUAAUGACGGGAGACACUUACACGGCUCACGCCGGAGCCAAGUUCCCCAUCAAGUGGACCGCGCCGGAGAGUCUGGCCUACAACAAGUUCUCCAUUAAAUCUGACGUCUGGGCAUUCGGUGUGCUGCUGUGGGAGAUCGCCACCUACGGCAUGUCUCCUUACCCCGGCAUCGACCUGUCCCAGGUCUACGAGCUGCUGGAGAAAGACUACCGCAUGGACCGACCGGAGGGCUGCCCCGAGAAGGUCUACGAGCUCAUGAGAGCCUGUUGGAGGUGGAACCCUUCGGAGCGUCCUUCUUUUGCUGAAACGCACCAAGCCUUUGAAACCAUGUUCCAGGAGUCGAGCAUCUCUGAUGAGGUGGAAAAGGAGCUGGGCAAGAAAGGGAAGAAGGCAACAUUAGGGCCCAUCCAGAAGGCUCCCGAGCUGCCCACCAAGACCAGAACGCUCCGCAAAAAUAUGGACAACCGGGACGGAGAUAGUCCAGACCCAGCAGAGCCAGAGGCAGCUGUGUCCUCGCCCAUGCUUCCCAGGAAGGAGCGGCCCCUCCUGGACAGCAACCUGAACGAGGACGACCGUCUUCUACCCAAGGACAAGGACAGGACGCGCGGUUUCCUUAGCCUUAUUAAGAAAAAGAAAAAGAAUGCACCGGCUCCGCCCAAACGUAGCUCCUCCUUCAGAGAGAUGGACAUCCACCCCGACCGGAGGGGCGUGACCCCAGAUCCUCGAGACGGCGACGGCUUCAACAACGGCGCAUCUUUGGCCAUCAAUGACGCCGCGCACGGCCUCGACUCAUCCAGGUUCCUGGUUUCUAACAAUAACGGGGCGGGGGGCAUCACCAACGGAGCUCCUACUUACCCGGGACCGUUAUUCCCCAGAAAGAAGGGCAUUCCUGCAGUGCCUGGCCCAGGAGGCAAGGCAGCUACCACACCGCCUAGCGAGGAGGAGUCUAUGUCUAACUCAAAGCGUUUCCUCUGGUCCUCCAGCAUGCCCUCUGGUUCCAACGGCAACGAAUGGAAGUCGGUCACACUGCCGCGAGACUUGGGCCACCGCCACUUUGACUCAGGUACCUUCGGGGGCAAGCCGGCUCUGCCACGCAAGAGAACCGGCGAGCAGAAAGGGGAGAGUGGCCCUCGGAUGGGCACCCUGACGCCCCCUCCGCGUCUGCACACCUCAUCGGAUGUUUCCUCUGCCUUCUUGGGCAAGGACACAGAUCCCAGUCCUGGGUCCAGUCCCCAGGCUUUGACACCGAAGGCGGUCAGGAGACCGGGCCUGCCGGGGCUGGAGAACUCCAAAACCAGCGCUCUGCACGCAGAGCUUCUCAAGCCCAACGUGUUCCCCCCUCUGGGGGCGGCAGGUGAAGAGUGCAGGGCCCGCAGGAACAAGCACCACGUGGACUCCUCAUCUGUCAGGGAAAGAGGAAAGUUACAGAAGCCCAAGCCAGCGCCACCUCCGCCACCCACUAAUUCGAAAACGGGCAAGAUCUCCCGCAGCCCCACUCAAGAACUCCCCUCCCCCACCUCCACCACUUUAGACUUCAAAGCUAAGGGUCUCCCUUCCGUCUUGGAGCCCCACCACACAACCACUGCCAGUGACCAAGCCCGCUCGCCACUCGGCGAAGGCUCCAAGAAGCUGCCUCUGGGCUCCACCUCCAAACCUCAACCGUUGAAGACCUCCGCCUCCGCCACUUCAGUGACCGCCUCCCUCUCCAGCCAGAGUCUCGGCGGCUUCUCCUCCUCCCUCUCCUCCCCAGGGGACCAGAGCUUGCCCACCGCCUUCAUCCCCCUAGUGAACACUCGACGCUCCCUGCGCAAGACCGCGCCCCGCCAGGCCUCGGAGCGCACCCCUAACUCGGCCGUGACACGCGAGAUGGUGCUGGAGGGCACCGAGCUCCUCCGGGCAGCCAUUUGCCGCAACUCGGAGCAGACGGGUAGCCACAGCGCCGUGCUGGAGGCCGGCAAGAACCUGUCCAAGUACUGCAUGAGCUACGUGGACUCCAUCCAACAGAUGAGGAACAAGUUUGCCUUCCGCGAGGCCAUCAACAAGCUCGAGAGUAGCCUGCGCGAGCUGCAAAUCUGCCCCACCGCCACGGGGGGCGGCAAUUCACAGCAGGACUUCAGCAAGUUGCUGUCCUCCGUCAAAGAAAUAAGUGACAUUGUUCAGAGGUAGCGCCCCAAGAGCUUUAAAUAUCGCGACAUAAAAACUGAAUCUUACACCGACCCUUUUGUUUCUGAGCACGUGCAUGAGCUGUGGCUCAUGUCGAGCUUGUGUCGGAGAGCCGAGGGUGAAGCCUGCUGGAGCAGCAGCAGUGUGUAGGUUCACACCACAGUCCACUCUGAGACACUUAUGCCUGUGGUCACUGUGGACAGAAUCAAAGGAAUCUGUCUGCUGACGUCGCCAGACAGAGUUUGCAAUAUUGAAAAAGCCUUAACUAUGAAUGAACUAGUGUCUUUCGGCCGUAACGUGGGGCCAUGAGGGGCGAGGGGGCCACUUUUUUGAUUUCAACAUGACUUUUCACCAAUCAUUUUUGUAAUGAUCAUGUCUUAUGUAUUCAAGUUGUUUUUUGUCCCCCCCCCCCCCUUUCUCAAUGAAACACUAGUAGAAAAAAAAGGCCUGUGAUAUUUGUUUCCAUCACUGUUGGUUGUGAUUAUUUUUUAUUUUAUUUUUUUCCAUUGAUGCUGAUGACAAUGAGCAAAAACAAAACACUUAACACCUCAUUUUUGUUCCGGGAUGCCUUCUAACACUGCGACUACCGAUCGCAUCAUUUCAUCCAUUUUCACCUGUAACAGUUAAGGAGUCUCUGGAAUGUGUUUUAUAACCCGACGCCUCUUUCCCACAGCAUCCCAACAUUUUCCAUCGCUCUCUACCACGUCAACAGUGAUUGGUUGUGUGUGUCCCGAGUUAUGGAGAAAAAAAAUGCCAGUGUUCGUUCUGUGUGGAUGCUUUUUGCAGUAUUCGCAACCGUUUGCCAUAAAAUAGUGAUGGGAGAGAGAGCGAACGAAGGAGGAUGAGCCUUUUUGGUCUUCUCCUCUUGUGCUCCACUGAUCCUUUUGGUAACAGAUUGUGCCUUGACUCUAUAAGCAGAGAGGUUUCAAACUUAAAUGUGGCCGAACUUGUGCCAAUUUGCCAGGAAUUUGCUGUGUUGAUUUGUUUGUAGGAUUAAAUGUUUGCCAUACCAAAAAAAACCAACUGUCUCCAGUCAACUGGAGAGGGACCAGGGUGAUCUACAACUCAGUGGAUCUGACUGUUGUUGUGUUUUGUCAAACCUUUUUUUUUUUUUUUAAAUAGGUUUAAUUCAACUUCCUCUACAUGCCAGUCUCAAAAGCCACCAGUAGCAGCAGCAUGCUGGGGAUCACGGACUGAAAGUGUUUAUUUGACCACUGAAAGGGCCUCUGCUCGAGAGAGAAUCAUUGUUGAUGGGAGAGUUUAUGUCACAUGGUCUAAAUGCUGUUUCAGAGGCCUUUCCACCCCAGCAAAGAAAAAAAAUCUAUCUAUAUACGAUGGGGGAAACACUGGACUGAAAUGUUUCUGGAUCUGUCACUUGUUGUCUCACAAAAACAAUGUGUAAGUGAGAAGAUGACCAUUAUAGACAAAAAAAAAGUCCAAUCCAACAGAUUCCACUGCAACGACAAACGUUCCUUCAUUCUCGUCUGCAUCUCCUGGACAUCGUCAGUAUUUUGUGCUGUAGUCGUCUCGUCCCAUGUGCCCUGUCUGACUGCGUUGCCUAAGGACUCAAGUCACCCACAAGCUGCCUUGACUUCAACAUGGUACUGUCAGUGUUGGCUUGUUCUUUUUGUAUGUGUAAAUUCCUACCCCUUGACCAUACCACUAUUCUUUUUGACUAAGCCUCCUCACCAAUUUUGUAGACAAACUUUGCUUUUCUUUGUAAAUGUUUUUUUUUCCCUGUUUGUUUUCCCCCUCUAGCCUUGGUGCAAUUUUUGUUGCAAUAAAAUACAAAGCAGUUGUGCUACUUGAAAUACA